This is a messenger RNA of Penicillium psychrosexuale, 660 nucleotides long. Its product is annotated as nucleotidyl transferase AbiEii/AbiGii toxin family protein. The coding region runs from base 1 to 660 and encodes 219 amino acids. The transcript has a single exon. NCBI's taxonomy places the organism in Eukaryota, Fungi, Ascomycota, Eurotiomycetes, Eurotiales, Aspergillaceae. The record is from RefSeq and is a predicted model, not a curated record.
AUGCCCGUCCUUCUGCAGAUACAGCUAGAGUAUGUCGCCUCAACUGUUGCGCAACGGCUAGACUCGCUAGAGAUUGACUAUGCUAUCAUGGGUGGUGCUGGUGUAUGCCUCAUGGCACCGGAUCCACAGAGAGCCACGGAGGAUAUCGAUAUGGUGAUCCAGGUCGAUCACCGAUCUAUUACCGCAGACCUCCUUACCGGCAUACUCUUGAAAUCUUUCCCCUCUGACUUUGGCCCGAUCAAUCAGUUCGGGCAUACCAUCCCAGGAUUCAAACUCCAAUUACCUGGAGAUGUGGUACGUCUUAUAGAGCUCGAGAUAUUCGAUUAUGCUAGCUGGCCCAACCGACCUCAGUACGACCUUCAGUCCGCGACCCGAGUGACACAGAACAUCAAUGGAUACCCGGUUAAGAUUUUCAGUGCUGAAUGGAUUAUCCGGGAGAAGAUCCUCUCACAAUAUCAACGCCAGGGUGCUAAACAGGCAGUUGAUCUACAAGAUGUGGAGAACCUCCUGAGCUACGCGAUUCCUGGGAAACCUGAGCUCGACUUCGACCAUGAUCAGGAACUUCAAGAUGCGUUGGCUACCUUUUUGCAGAGAAAGCCCAAACUGCGAAGUGACCUGGAAGAGGUUAUCAAAUGCCAGGCUAUCUUGGGAAAUUGGUAA